This is a messenger RNA of Aspergillus neoniger CBS 115656, 1568 nucleotides long. RefSeq names its product rhamnogalacturonase A precursor. NCBI's taxonomy places the organism in Eukaryota, Fungi, Ascomycota, Eurotiomycetes, Eurotiales, Aspergillaceae. Gene Ontology annotation, molecular function: polygalacturonase activity. Gene Ontology annotation, biological process: carbohydrate metabolic process. The transcript has 3 exons. The record is from RefSeq and is a predicted model, not a curated record. Bases 62 to 1441 code for a protein of 459 amino acids.
GUUGAGGAUAUAUAGACUACCAUCACUGCUCAUGAUAGUCUCUUGAUGGUCAGAGGUCAUCAUGCAAGCCAUAAUUUUACCAUAUAUCCUGUUCUUGGCCACUCUGGCACGGGCGCAGCUGUCUGGUCCCGUUGGUCCACUAGUGGACUACAGCACUAAAGCCAGGAAUCAAACCUGCAACAUUAUCGAUUACGGAGCUCUCGCAGAUGGUAAGACAGAUAUUUCGCAGCCCCUACUCGAUGCCUGGGGAAAUUGCUCCGUGGGGGGACUGGUCUACAUCCCACCUGGUAACUACUCGCUGGCCGAGGAUAUCGAGCUCAAGCACGGCCAGUCCUCUGCAAUUCAGCUUGACGGUGUGAUUAUGCGCGGACACCGCGGAUCAUAUCAGAUGAUUCUGAUCCGUGACUGCAACGACUUCGAACUCUUCAGCGGCAACUCCCGCGGGGCCAUUCAGGGCUUUGGGUACGAAUAUUUGCAAAAUGAGACCUACGGCGAGAGACUGCUGCGCAUCCAAGAGGUUAGCAAUUUUUCGGUGCAUGGAUUUGCACUUGUUGACUCGCCCUCCUACUACAUCGUCUUUGAUACCGUCUCCAGUGGAGAGGUAUAUAACAUCUUGAUCCGCGGCGUGACAUCAGUGGGGGCGACAGAUGCCAUCGACGUAUGGGGAGAGAACAUGUGGUUCCAUGACAUUGAAGUGAGCAACGGCGAUGAAUGUGUCACUGUCAAGUCUCCGGCGCACAACUAUCUGAUCGAGAAUAUCUACUGCAAUCUAAGUGGUGGGACCGCCAUUGGCUCCUUAGGCACAGGCACCAAUAUUUCUGACAUUCACUACCGCAAUCUCUACAUGAAUCGAGCAGAUGCGUGCUUCCUGAAAAGCAACAAUGGGGAUGGACUUGUUAAAAAUAUCAUCUGGGAGAAUGUCAUAGUUCACGGCGGUCCUUACCCGCUAGCCAUAGACGAGGCCUGGGGGGACGACCGAGGCUCUGUAGGAGUUCAAGUGUCCAACCUCACAUUCCGAAACUGGCACGGAGAAUCUGCUAGCGCCUCACGCCCGGUGAUCCGUCUACAAUGUGACUCUGACGUCCCAUGCUACGAUAUUACCAUCGAAAACGUGAACCUCUGGGCCAACGACACCAGCUAUGUGGUCUGGCUGUGUGAAAAUGCCUAUGGAGAUGGGGCCUGUCUCUCUAGUGCAAAGGGAACAACAGAUUUAAAGACUUUUACCAGCAAACAGACUAUAACUGCCACCCCGUCCUAUGCUGCGCCAACAAUGGCAGCUGACUUCACCUCUGAUCUGCCAUCAACGAGCCCUUUCACUAUUCCUCCCAUGCCGACGAGUUUCUACCCGGGUGCUACUCCCAUCUCAACCCUCCUACAUCUCCAUGGUGCGGGUGGUCUCCCGUCAGCAUCUGCCAUUCCACAUCGUCGACGACGGCAUUGACUAGUUUAUGCUAUAGUAGAUGAUUAGCCUAGAGCGUAUUGGUAGUACAUUUAUAUAUAGGGCUCAUUCAAAAUGGCUGGUGACAGCAGCGGUUAGGCAAUAUUCCUGGACCUCAGCGGCUAUAAAG